AUGCGUACGGUCCUGGUGAUCCUGCUGGGGUGCUGCCUGUUGAGCAGCUGCCUGGCCGAACAGCAGCUGCAACAGCUCCAGCAGCAGCAGCAGCAGCAGGUCGUCCAGCAGCCAACGGGCAACGUAAUCGACGAGCCGAGCGAUGAGGACGCGCCGUCGCGCGAUCACGAGAAUCGGUUGGACGAGGUGGACCAGCGCGGCUUGCCGAUCUACACGACCCUCAACGGCUCGGUGACCAACCUCAACGAGAUCCUCUCAACGAUCCACUUGAAUCGCACCGAGGCGACGCUCAACUGCUCCCAGGGCAGUAUGCAGGUCGACCUGCAGUUUCAGGAGGCGUUUUAUGGACUGGCGUACGCCGAUUUCGACAGAAACAGCGCGUGCAUGACCAAGGGCCGGGGACUCGACACGGCCAAGAUCGAGCUCCCCCUCAAAGGUUGUGGAACAAUCCAGGGUCCACCUCGGGUCUUCACCAACAACAUCGUCGUGCGCUUCCAUCCGUUUCUCGAGAUGGACGGCGAUGAGGUCAUAACGAUCGUCUGCCGGUAUCCCCCGGCCAUUUCGAAAGUCGAGCCCGCCAUACCCGACCAGCGUAUAGGCCUGCCUCCGUCACCGCCGCUGUUGAGCGCAACCCACAUGCUCCUGAUGAUCUGCACCCUGCUCUUUCUCACCCUUCUCCUGCUGGGUCUGGGCUGCUCGUACAUGUGCCUGAAGGGCCGGCCCGUCUCCGUGAUUCACCGUACGAUCGCCAGCUCCGAGAUCACCAAGAUAUCCGGGUCGACCGAGGGCCUGAGCCACCGAUCGCUGUUUGACGACUUUAAAAUCCCGAGGAUCGGUGGCACCCAUCAGGCCUACGGUAGCGAGACCCACCUCGUCGAGCACUCGGACACGCUGCCCAGCGACUACCCCAGCGAGAGCCACUCGGAGGUCGACGAAGAAAGAUCCCUACCCGUAUCCUCGGCCGGCUCAUACGAGACUAAAGCCUUCGUGCAUCCCCAGGUGGAGCAGCGGGCGUCGAGUUCCCUGUACUCGGAGACGAUCAACGAGAUCGAGAGCACGGCGGUGACGGCGUCGCGCGUGGUCGGCCAUCAGAGCCGGCACGGGGUGGCCAUGCACCUGGAGCCCAAGUUCGACGUGCAAAUGCGGGUGAAGCAGGCCCCGGCACCACCGAGUCCCCUGCCAUCCGAGUCCGAGGCGAGCGUGGCCCUCGAGCGCAACCUCACCACCAUCCUCGAGCGCGAGGAGAGCAGCCGCACCACCACCGACGCCCCGCCGCCCAAUCGCCUCACGAGCUUUGCCUACGUGCCGGAGCUACACGCGCCCCCGAGCACCUCCAGACAACAGACGCCGCCCGUCUACUCGAGGAUCCUGCGCAAGCAAGCCGAACGCGAGAGCUUCGACCUCGACACCGAGCGCACCGAGACGAGGUCCCUCACCGAGGUGACCGACGCCACGCACGCCAAGUACCGGGUCGCCAGCAUGCUGGCCCCGAGCAGCCCGCCCGGCUCCACCCACCGCCACCACCACCACCACCAGCUCGUCACCGAGGAGCAGGAGACCCGCGAGGAGACGGUCGAGCCCCUCGUCGAGCCCGUGGUGUCCCCGAGGCGGCCCGAGAUCACGACCCACGAGGUCGACGACGUCUUCCUGCGCACCGUCACCGAGAAAAAGACCAUCGAGGACAUCGAGCGCCACAGGCGCCAAGUCACCGAGUACCACGCCCGCCACAAGCCCCUACCCCCCGAUCCCAAGUGGGACGUCACCAUACGCAACUACCCGACCAAGGCCCACGAGUUGGCCCCCACGCCCCCCGACUGGGAGAACUUUUCGGACGUGAGCUCGGCCUCGAACCUCACCGUCACCCUCGAGCCGGCCACCACCGCGGCCAACCAACACCAGCCAACGACCUCCCAACACCCGGCCACCGACGUCCCCAUUGACGUGCACAUCCAGCCGACGUACACCAGAGCUCGUGGGUCGGAGCAGACCGAGCGCUGCUGCAACCUCGAGCGGCUCCUCGAGCCCCAGUACGCGGCCGAGUUCACGGAGGCGGAGCGGAAAAAGUGGCGAGAGAUCAUAACGACCGAGAGCACGCUCCGGAGUUUGCUGACCGAGGCGACGGUCAGGGAGGAUUACGAGCUCGUGAGGAGGGACUCGAGGUACGCGGGCCUGUUCCCCCCGGCCAAGUGGGACGUCAUCAUAAGGAUCCUUGGGGCACCGGGACCCGGGGGCUCGGUGCCCUCGUCGGGCUCGUCCACGGCGAGGACCCCGACCAACGGCACCGGCCAGAGGUACAAGCGAGCCAAGUCGACCGAGUGGGACAACAGGUCGCGACGCUCGUCCCUACCCACCCUCUACGAGUACGAGAGCGACGGUGGCAGCUCCGCAAGGACCUUCACGCGGCUGGCCACUGCCGGACCGGGUGGCAUCUUACCGGGCACCAGAAUCAGGAGACUAAGCUCGACGACGAGGGGUGGCAGCGAGGCGGACCUCCGGUCCAUGUCCGAGAUGACGGUGCGGGACUUUGCGCGGCUCGACAGGGACGACCAGACGAGCUUGUCGUCGUACGACGGCGACAGCAUGGUCCGGUCGCUCAGCCAGCCCAGCUUGGCGCGCUCGGGCUCCGAGUUCACGGAGCACUGGGGCCUGCCGGCGCGCAACCUGCCCCACUGGGGCGCCGAUGACGACGAGGACGAGGAAAUGGGGGAGGAGCAGGCGUGCAGCUCGACGGAGACGACGCCCAGGCCGGUCCGGAGACGGGAGCUCCUCAGGCAGCACGAGUCCACCACGGGGGGACAACCUACCGCCUCGGCCACGGGUUUCGUCAGGUCGUCGAGGUACAGCGAGAUGCGGCUCCAGCAACAACAGACCAGCUCGGCAAAGCGGCCUGGCUGGUUCCACGACGACUCCGAGCCCGAAAUGCAGAUCUGAGCGUGCCCGUGGAAACGCAGCUUCCCGGUGGUCGCGUGCACCGCGGUACACCUCGUGGAAUAUGAGUUCAUACACGAUAGGCCCCAAUACCAUAUAAUAUAAUACAUAUUAGGUAC
Molecule: messenger RNA, 3047 nt
Organism: Copidosoma floridanum
Lineage: Eukaryota; Metazoa; Arthropoda; Insecta; Hymenoptera; Encyrtidae
Gene: pot
Product: zona pellucida domain protein papillote
Source: RefSeq, a predicted model, not a curated record